AUGUUGAGAAGUGGUAAGGCGCGUGCUGCAGCUUCCGUUGGAUCGACGCCUCGAACCUCACUAAGAUCUGGACACGGAUCAGUUGGUGAAUCGGAUAUAGUCAUCUGCUCACAACGAGUACAGGAAAUGAUACAGCGACUGGAACGAGUGCUUCUUGCAUUUGACAUGGUAAAGAAUCGAUCGGAGAAAGACAGCAAACGAGCAGAAUUGUUGUCCUCCGUAGUAGACAGGUUAAGAAUUUUGGGAACCGAUAUUACCAGGAUUGCACAGGAAUGUGGCUAUGAAAAGGAUGCGCUAUCAAGUGAAGAUACGUUGAAUGUGGAUGAUGUUGAUGUUCUAAUGCGUGAACCGUUAAAUUUGAACAAGGAAGCACUGCUUUUUUAUCAGGAAGGUGUUAAAGCUGCAACAGCCGAUGAAGUGAAAUGUCGAAAAUGCAGGUGCUUUUUUUUAAGAUUUUUUUUUACAGAAAUUUUUCUGUCAACGCCUAAUCGAUAA
This is a messenger RNA of Gongylonema pulchrum, 495 nucleotides long. NCBI's taxonomy places the organism in Eukaryota, Metazoa, Nematoda, Chromadorea, Rhabditida, Gongylonematidae. The record is from the annotation of a GenBank genome assembly.